UGCAUGGUAUCUAUAAAAAGACACCAUGCACUCUAUGAAUCAUUUUUGUUUUUGUGCUAAAAGUGGUUAUUUUUUUCCAGAAUGAAAAUCCAACUUCCAACUGCUCUCCUCAAAAGUUGGAUUUUCAGACUGAAGCGGUUAUUGAUUGCGGCCACAGUUUUCAGUCAUACAAUUUUAUUUCAUCGGUACGACCACGUCGUACGAUACAAAGUGAAAAAGAAUUUUAAACUUCAAGAGACAAAAACCCACCUACGCGAAAAAGUAAACUCUGAAAAUAACAAAAUUGAAGCAGAAAAAGGUAUCCGGAACAAUGCAAGAGCAACAAGAAAAAUCUGUUCCAAAUUUUAACCUUGCUCCCAAGAAGAUUAAAAUAGCUAAAUCGAUUAAGCAUGUAAAUUAUUUAUGCGAUAAUCAGCUAACUUUUCUUGAAAAACAUGAACUCUCUGAUAUUUGUAUUAUCGCCUCCGAUGAUGUCGAAUUCCAUGCUCACAAAAUUAUUUUGUCAGCUGGAAGUGAUUUUUUUCGAACUAUGUUUAACGGUGCUCUUAUGGAAUCAAAAGCUGUUCAGGUCAAAAUCAAAGAAGUAAAUGGUGAUAUCUUAAAACUUAUUCUCAUUUUUAUUUAUACUGGAGCUAUUGAUCUGCAAACCGACACAGUAGAGGACAUCUUGAGAGCAGCUAAAUUCUUUCAAAUAAAAGCAUUGAUUGAGGAGUGUUACAAUUUCAUGUUCGAAGAAUUGGAUUGUAGCAACUGUUUGGGCAUAGUUUUGUUCGCUGAUCAACAUGACUUAAAAGAGCUUCAUGAGAAAGCAACUCUAUUUGCUAUUUUGAAUUUUGAAAAAGUGGCAAAUAACGACGAGUUUCUCCAACUCACUGGGGAUCAAAUCGAUAUGAUAAUUUCUCAUAAAGACCUUUAUGUGGAAUCGGAAGAAACUGUCUUUUUGAGUCUGAUGAAAUGGAUGGAGCAUGACAAGCCUAAUCGUGAAAAAGAUGCCUUCAAAUUGUUUUCGCAUGUUCGAUAUUGGUCGUUGAGUUCCAAUUUUAUACAACAACAGCGAGACAAAUUGCCCAAACAAAUUGAAUGCUUGCUUAUGAUAUGCGAUUGGCUUGCAUGGCAUCUGGCACCAAAUAGUUCUGGACUGGAGUCCAGGGAGUUUUCCAAAGAUAAACUUGUUGUGAUCGUUAAGGAUCAGAUGCACACUUAUAAUCCAAAGCUGGACACCUGGACAUCUGAAACUCUUCCAGGGUUUCCAUUGUCAUUCGAUAAAAUACUUGAAACAAAUAAUAAGCUUAUUGUUCAAGUAAAUGAUUCUUUAAAGUGCUAUGAUUUGCAGUCAAAAGAAUUAACUAGUCUACCUCAAUUGGAUAUACCUAGAUCAGACUUUGGAUUAGCUAUGCUGAACCAUGAGCUGUAUGUCGUUGGUGGUUUAAGUACCGGCAAAAAGGCUUGGAUAAGGCUUAUGGAUAAAUUUAAUUUUUCUUUAAACGAAUGGCAAACUGUAUCUCCUAUGAACGGAAAAUUUUUCUAUCCUAGUGUAGCCGUUGCUGAUGGGCUUUUGCACGUUGUUAAUGAAGAAACUAAUUUAAUUCAUUGCUUUAAUCCUCAUUCUAAUGAAUGGACUCACAAAAACCUUCCACAGAACUCACCAACUUCAAAUUAUUGUUUCUCCAAUGUUAAAGAAAAACUUGUUAUUGUUGGAGGUCAACUCUGGGACAACCCGAUUUCUAACUCUGUUUCAAUAUUAUGUAAUGGUUUAUGGAAUAAGUGUGAAAUGAGGCUCGCACUGUCUAAACCUAAAUGCACAUCUUGGAAUAAUCGACUUAUAAUAUGUGGAGGAUAUGACAAUACUAAUACUCUUCAAAACUUCAUUCAAGAAUACAAUCCCGAAUCAAAGAAAUUGAAAACUUUGGCUGCGUUGGAUCAUUUCAAUGAUAGUUAUGAUAUCAUUACAAUACCAAACAGAAACACUUAA
Molecule: messenger RNA, 1972 nt
Organism: Episyrphus balteatus (marmalade hoverfly)
Lineage: Eukaryota; Metazoa; Arthropoda; Insecta; Diptera; Syrphidae
Product: kelch-like protein 2
Exons: 2
Coding region: 311-1972 (553 amino acids)
Molecular function (GO): protein binding
Source: RefSeq, a predicted model, not a curated record